AUGGCCACCGAGGAGUCCAGGCUAUUUGAUCAGUGUUGUCUUUGCAUCAUUUGCUCCACUGACCUCCCAAGAGAAGCCGCCGAGCAGCUCGCGACAACACUCGAGCAAAAUGGUGGCGAGCCACUGAUAGUGCAGCCCGGGGCCGAGGUACCUGACGUGGGCAAGUUCAGUCACUUGAUCUCUGCCACCAUCGACUUCGAAGCCUACGAUACCACGUGCGAUGCCUUGAUCCCCGUUGUGAAGCCACAAUGGGUCAACGCCUCGCUGUCCAAGAGGAAACUAGUGAACCCCCGCCAAUAUAGCCCAGACCCCCGGCUGUUUAUGAACGACAUCGUGGUCACCUGUGGUGAUAUCCCGGGGGGAGACAAGGAUGCCAUCAUCGGUGGUGUGAUCGCGAAAGGCGGGCUAUACUCGUCGCGAGUCUCUCAGAUGGUGACCCACUUGGUCGACCUCACCGCUGAUUCAGACAAAGCACGGGUGGUCCAGACAAAGAACCUGAACGUGAAGAUUGUGCUACCGCAUUGGUUUGAUGAUUGCCUGAAACUGGGUCGGCGCAUCGACGAGCGCCCAUACAUGCUCCCAGAUCCCGAGAUCCUGCGGGAAGGACCUGAUACGCCAAUCCGACUACGCCAGAAUAAGGAUCUGGUUGGCGCAUCCACGACAGAUCCGGCCAACCUGCCGACCCCGCAUAGUUCGGAUCGACGAAGUGUAUUUCAGGGAAAGUCUAUUAUGUUAUCUCCUGAUCUUGGCAUUGGCUCGCACCUACAGGAGUCAAUCCAAUCAGUUUUGGAGCAAGGCGGCGGCAAAAUGACAUCAAAUUUCGAUAGCGCGGAUAUGUUGAUCUGCCGGUACCGAGAGGGCUUUGCAUACCGGACAGCGUCCCGACUCAACAUCGAUGUCGGAAAUCUCGCAUGGCUGUACCGACUCAUGACAUUUAACACAUACACUUCACCCCUCCGGCGUCUACUACACUACCCAGUCGCUCGGACUGGCAUCCCUGGAUUCGAGGGCCUGAAGAUCAGUUUGUCGAACUAUGUUGGUGAAGCGAGACUUUACUUGGAGAACCUGAUCGCGGCAUCGGGUGCAGAAUGUACAAAGACAUUGAAACAAGAGAACACACAUUUAAUCACAGCCCAUGGAAACAGCGAAAAAUGCACCGCCGCGAAGGAAUGGGGGUUGGAAGUCGUGAACCAUCUGUGGCUGGAAGACAGCUACGCCAAGUGGAAACUCCAACCCGCCUCUGAUCCUCGCUACAGCCACUUCCCGCUGCGAACGAAUCUCGGGGAAGUCGCAGGCCAGACGCGUCUCGACCGAACCGUUCUGGAACAAGUCUUUUUUGCAUCCGAUGCUGCUCGAAGUCCCACUCGUCAAGCGCAAGGCAAAAACCAGGUUGUCGUUGCCGUCCAGCCCCCAGAGAAGAAACGAAAGAUCGAGGAAGACGCCCCAAGGGCUUCACAUGGUACUCCACAGGGUAACGGCAAGACCAGUCGACCAGCUCAAACUCCCGCGCGGUCUCGAAUCAUGUCUGAGGGCAAAGAAAAUGAGACUCCUUCUUCGACCAGCAGUCGCAAGUCAAAGGACGCCGCAACCGCACGGCUACAUGAAUACGCCCCUGAUCUGGCUUUGUAUGAAAAGGAACGAAAGCGCGUUGGUGGUGUCAUCUACGGCGGCAGACGCAAAUCAGACGAAGACCGUGUUCAAGCAAAGAAAAGAGUCUCUCCCGAGCCCGAGGCCGAGCCUGAGAACGAAAGCGAUGGUGAACAAGUCGUGGAGACAAAGCGACAGAAAAAAUCUCGCCCUCCUAUCGCCAUGCAUCUCCUGAUUACUGGCUAUCAAAAGUGGGUAGGCAAAGGCAACGAGAAGAAGGAGGAUGCAGACAAGCGAGCCCUUCGAGACCUCGGCAUUAUGGUGGUCCAGGAUGCCAAACGAAGUACUCAUGUUGCUGCACCUUCCAUCCUGCGAACCACCAAAUUCGUCAAUGCUCUAGCAUACGGGUCCACCAUCGUGAGCACGGAUUUCAUUACCGCCUGUCUCAAGGCCGACGAGUUACUCAAUCCCGCGGACUUCCCUCUGGAAGACAAGGAAGCCGAGGAGAGAUACAAGUUCAAGCUUGAUUCUGUCACCGCAAACGCAAAGAAGAACAAGAACAAGAUGUUGCAGGGGUAUCGCAUUUAUUGCGUUGAAGACAUUCGAGGUGGAUUCGACGCAUUCAAAUCCAUCGUUGAGGCAAAUGGUGGCGAGUGUCUACUCUUCCGCGGUCGCCUUACGCUGGCGAAUAAUUCCCGACGGGAGGAGAGCGAUGACGAAGAAAGUGAACCAGAGGAUGACCAUCCCGCGCGACGAGAGUUGUUCCUUCUGAGUAGUGCUUCGACGAAGCACAGCCGAGCUUGGCCUCGAUUCCGCCAGUCGGUUCUGGAUAUCAAGAAGACCCCACGGAUUGUUCGUGUUGACUGGCUUCUCGACAUGGCCAUGUCGCAAUCGACCCGUGCCGCUGACGAGUACGAGUUGACCGAGGAUAUGAUUGCGGAUAUGGAGGAGUAG
Molecule: messenger RNA, 2541 nt
Organism: Penicillium olsonii
Lineage: Eukaryota; Fungi; Ascomycota; Eurotiomycetes; Eurotiales; Aspergillaceae
Source: the annotation of a GenBank genome assembly